Punica granatum (pomegranate) is the source of this 1887-nucleotide messenger RNA. Lineage: Eukaryota; Viridiplantae; Streptophyta; Magnoliopsida; Myrtales; Lythraceae. The record is from RefSeq and is a predicted model, not a curated record.
GUCCUCUCUCUCUCUCUCUCUCUCUCUCUCUCUCUCUCGCGCGCGCUCCCUCUCUCUCUGUCGGGUGUCGCGUUUCGAGUUGGCCUUCUCAUUUUCCGUUGGCAAACUUAAAGCUUGGACUUUUGCUCUCGGUCGAUUUGUGGGGUUCUGAUUGGCGGGGAAUUCAGUUCGUACUUGAACUGGGCAUUUCGGGUUCAUCCCGAGCGAGUUUGUGGGAUGGCAUGUGUUUGACCUUAGAGUUCUCCUUGAGCGCCAGUGGACGAUAUCGAUUUGAAGUGAGAAGGUCUACCCCGCUCGAUUCAAUGCCUCAACACCAUGGGGGCCUUGUUGCUCGCUUCAGGCGAGUUUUUUACUUGCUGAUCAAUGAAGUAGGAGAUCCUGUGGAAUUCGAGCUUCCCGAUAGAUUCAGCAAGUGGAAGUUCACACCCUACAAGUUUAUCAGGCGCAAUAUAUAUCUGACGAAGAAGAUCAAGAAGCGUCUUGAGGAUGAUGGCAUAUUCUGUUCCUGCUCCCCAUCGCCUGGUUCAUCUGUUGUUUGUGAUAGAGACUGCCACUGUGGGAUGCUUUUAUCUAGCUGCUCAUCAGGAUGUAACUGUGGAAAUUUGUGCAUUAAUAAACCAUUUCAGCAUCGACCUAUAAAGAAGAUGAAAUUGGUGCAGACUGAAAAAUGUGGCUCUGGGGUUGUGGCAGAUGAAGAUAUUAACAAGGGAGAGUUUGUUAUUGAAUAUGUCGGAGAAAUAAUAGAUGACAAAACUUGUGAGGAAAGGCUUUGGGAUAUGAAACGUCGAGGAGAGACAAAUUUUUAUCUCUGUGAAAUAAAUAGAGACAUGGUCAUUGAUGCUACAUACAAGGGAAACAAGUCAAGAUAUAUAAAUCAUAGCUGUUCCCCAAACACUGAGAUGCAGAAAUGGAUAAUAGAUGGUGAAACAAGAAUUGGAAUAUUUGCAACUCGAGACAUCAAAAAGGGCGAACAUCUGACCUAUGAUUAUCAGUUUGUGCAGUUUGGUGCAGAUCAAGAUUGCCACUGUGGGGCUGUCAGCUGUAGGAGAAAGCUCGGUGUAAAACCUACCAAACCUAAAACAUCUUCCGAAGCUGCUCUGAAGCUAGUAGCAUGCCAGGUGGCAGUGUCCUCUCCCAAACUGAAGGCGAUUUUAUCAGGAAAUAAUGUUUACCAGAAUGGAGGUUUGAAUGCAGGAAGUUCACAGUGGAAUCAUAAUCGACAAACAGUUCGCUCCAGCAAUUGCAUAGGUCAAGUGGUUAGAUUUAAUCGACCAGGCGGUCAAGGGUUGUGGGGAUAUAUCGACCGGUUCGAUGAACAUUCUGGAAAACACGCUGUCUUGUUAGAUGAUGGUAUUAUCAAAUUCUUUGACAUGUCCAAAGAAGACUGGGAAAUCAUGACAUUGUGACCCCAAUCAUUGAGUGUUGUCAUGGUCUAUCCUCCAAUAGACGUGAAAGACUCUGGAUGGUGAUCAUUUAUAUGUUUGCUGAGAUGUCUUUUACUGCAUCCUUGUUUGAAGGGAACUGCCAAAGAAGCAUGGAGCCUGCCUGAUGUGCAUAGAACAGCGAGUGGCUGUGUCAGCAUUUCAUGGUAGCUGGAUUUAGAAGAAUGUUGUAGUUGUAGUUGUAGUUGUAGUAUUCAUAGUUGUUUGUUGUACAUUAGUCUAUACUUGAUUUCGGAUUUUCUGUGUGUCGUGCCAGUUCCGGAAGGGAUGGUGUUGUAGCUCCGGGAAGGAAAUAUUUCCUUUUGUACUUCAUGAUGUAUCUCACAAACAGAUUAUCACAGCAGUAGAGGGCAUACAACCGACAUUUGGUUUUCUUUGCUUUUCGAGAUUUUGAUUCCUCGAGGCAUUCGUGGUAUCCAGGCAAUGGACUGCAUUAACAUUACGU